Molecule: messenger RNA, 1436 nt
Organism: Thecamonas trahens ATCC 50062
Lineage: Eukaryota; Apusomonadida; Apusomonadidae
Product: ubiquitin carrier protein
Exons: 1
Coding region: 1-567 (188 amino acids)
Source: RefSeq, a predicted model, not a curated record
AUGCCUGGCGUCGGAGCGAUGAAGCGGCUGCUGCGCGAGUACAAGGAGCUGUCGCGGUCGCCGCCUGACGGCAUUGCGGCGGCGCCUGUUUCCGACUCGAACGUGUUCCAGUGGAAGGUGGCCAUGGUCGGUCCCGAGGGAUCCGACUACGAGGGCGCCUUCCUCACCGCCGUCCUCGACUUUCCACACAACUACCCGCUGGCUCCGCCGACUAUGACCUUCACCACCCCGGUCUGGCACCCCAACGUGUAUCCCUCGGGCAAGGUCUGCAUCUCCAUCCUCCACGAGGGUACCGACGCCUCGGGCUACGAGUCGGCCACCGAGCGUUGGUCGCCCAUCCAGUCGGUCCUCUCCAUCGUCCUCUCCGUCCUCUCCAUGCUUGCCGACCCCAACGACGAGUCGCCUGCCAAUGUCGACGCAGCCGUCGAGUGGCGCGACAACCGCCCGGCUUUUCGCGCACGUGUCAAGGCUCACAUCGAGGCAUCGCUCGGCCUCAGCCCCGAACUACUCCGCCGCUACCCGGCUUCGAUAGCCGCAUCGGCUUCGUCGACCUCGUCUUUGCUCUGAACUCAACACACGCUCGAGUUCAAGACUCAACGGCCGUUGUCUGCCUAAGUUUACCCUCAGGCGGCCGCAGACUCACUGAUCUCCGACAGGAUCGCUGCAAUGUCGGUCGCCAGCGAGUACUGGAAGAGCUGGAGGAGGGUAGCUGCGAGAGUGGGCGUCACCGCGUCGGCGCGGACGUAGGCGUGGAAAGCCUCGUAGUCGCCGGCCUGCAGCACGCUGAUGAUCAUCAUUCGCAGCGACUCCUCGUCGAGCCCAUGGCCUGCCUGUUCUUCACGCAGCUGAUCGAUGACGCCCAAGUUGACCGCCUUGACCGCCAGCAGCAGCGGUGUGCGCCCGUCUUUGUCGGCCGCGUUGACAUCGAGCUCCUCCUCGCACCGCUCGCGCGCCAACCGAAGGAGCGCGCUCACCAUGUCGGCGCUCUCAGAAAGCACCGCGAGAUGGAGCAGCGAUCGCCCUUGGUUAUCGGCUGCAUUCGGCGAGAGGCCGGCAAGCAGCCACUGCUCGAGACCGGCCACGUUGUCGUCUAGGAUGGCCGCCACCAGCUCGUCUGCCACCACGUCGUGGAGGAGACGACCUCCGGCAUCGCGGAUGACGGCUGCGGUCUCGUAGUGCUUGGCCAGAAGCGCGUCGUAGAGCGGCGUGUGGAGCGAGUAGUCAAGCGGUGACGGGUACACGUUGUACUGAGUGAGCAGGACGUGUGCAAACUCGGUCUGGCCCGCCAGCGCCGCCACAUGCAGCGGCGUCCGCCCCGAGUAGUCGGGUGUGUCGACGGAGACUCCCGCCCGCACAAGCUCGGACAGGGAGGCCACGUCACCUUCAGACGCCAUCGCGCACACGUACGUCACCAUAAACCGCGCCGCCACUCCCGA